Phasianus colchicus (ring-necked pheasant) is the source of this 6592-nucleotide messenger RNA. It is a transcript of the gene SERTAD2, whose product is annotated as SERTA domain containing 2. Gene Ontology annotation, molecular function: transcription regulator activity. NCBI's taxonomy places the organism in Eukaryota, Metazoa, Chordata, Aves, Galliformes, Phasianidae. Gene Ontology annotation, cellular component: nucleus. The record is from RefSeq and is a predicted model, not a curated record.
CCUCCAGGGAUGGGGCAUCCACAACCUCCUUGGGCAGCCUGUUCCAAUGCAUCACCACCCUCUGAGUGGUUCUUCCCCAUGGGAUCUGUUUUGCACAGUGGACGGCACUGCACCCAGUGGGAUGAGCACCUUUGGCUGUAGGCAGGCCCCUAGGUUAGCUUUUCCCAAGUUAUUGGUGCUGGUAGGGUCUUGCUUUGCAAGAAGUUGUCUGCUGGGGGGCAGUGUUAGAUACUUCUCUGUCACACCCUGUGUGCACUAAUGCCAAAGCAUCCAGGGAGGGAGUCAAGAUGUUUUGUUCUUAAAAUUACCAGGUGAAACUCUUAAUAUGUACUGCGAUUAGAAAGGCCAGGGAUGCAAUUAGAAACUGAGGAAACUGUUCACUGUGUCUUUCUUUUUUCUUUUUCUCUUUUUUGAACAACUUGAGAGAUGCUGACGUCCCAGUGCACUAAAGAUUGCCCGUUUCCUAAUUAGCACUCAUGUUGAUAGCCAGAGAUUACCUGGCCAUCUGUAAUAUUUCUAAUGAAUUGCCCUAGGAAGUCUUGUGUCUGUUAUCCCCCCCCCAAUCUUUAAUUUGUCUGUUAAUUGAUUUAUGCUUAAUACAGGAUGGCUUUUGAAUGCUCUAAAGGAGACCUGGGCAGACUCUGUCAUUUCUCAAAGACAGCACUGUGUUUGGGCUGUGCCUGUGGCUCGUGUCAGGUCAGAACCCUACAGAGAAACACAAUUUGGUUCCUUCCCAUGUAGUUUGUACCCUCUUAUGCGAGCAGCUCAAUGGCCUGCCCCUUGAAGGCUUUUCCCCCAGCUCCUGUGGUUUCUGGGAGCCUCUGCCAACUCACUUCCCUGCCCAACAUUUCAUGGCUCAGGCACAGGCUGUUUCUAAGCUCACUGACAUGUUUGGGCAAAUUGCUGGGCCUUGCAGAUACCUCCUGGCCAGACUGCUGCGGAGCUGAGCUUCCCAGCCAGAAAGGUCUCCUGAAACCCCACUGCAGGCCACGGGAGUUGCAAUCAGCAAUAGGAUUGUUGCUGUGUUGCCUUACCUCAUCCUAGAGGAGGACGCAGCAAAGUGAAGGCAGGAACUCCGCUCGGAUCGAUUCGUGUUGUGACCUGUGCUCAUCUGAGAGUGCUUCUGAGCGUGGAUGCAGGUUGUACUCGUUGUGUUCGGAGGAAUGAUCUGAGUUACAGUGUGACUGUAAACUCCUGCCAAGAAAGGCCCAGGGGAGUUACAGUAGGAAACAGAAGGGGUGGUGAGUUUUCUCUUAGACUAGCAUAAAAUUGGAGCAACCUAGCAAAGUCACAAGUGCUCACAGCUCACACUUUGGUAAAGGCUUGGGCCUUUUGCUGCCAAGUAUUACAUGGCAAGACUGAGGCCUUGCAUGUCAGAGUAGAGCCCAGCUGCUUAUUUAGCAAAUGUUUGUGGUUAUGCCUAUAGCCCUGGUGAUAGCAUGCACACACCCAGGCAAAGCGGCCGUAAGACUGCUGUGGACUUUGAGCUCCAGAAGGCAGGCACUGCUGGGCUGCAUGUGUCCCCAGCACGGUUACACACAGCCAGAUCCCACUGUGGGAUCUGUCACUGUCCAGAGCAACCACCAAAACAAAUGGGGGAAGGUCUAUACAGCCCAUAUCAGAACUCUCAAGGGAGGGGGGGGGAAAUGUAGUAUUGUAUUGAGUGAGCAAAGGGGUCAGGAUUUACGGGACUGUAAACUACAGAAGGCUUAAUUCUGCUCUUAAAUAUGCCAGGGAGAUCUCAGAGCCAUUGCUGCAGUUGUCCCCCCCCACUCAGCAGUGUGAAGGGUGCAGAACGUGACCCUGACAUUUGGCUUCAAAAAAACCACAAACUGAUGAACAUCAGACUGUUCUGGCUGUCUUUUGAAAAGGCUGAAGCUCACUGGGCAGGAGCCACUGGUCUCCUAAAGAAAAUGAAGCUUUUCCUUUCAUUUAGUGACUUUUGGUAACGCUGACUAUAGUUUUGGAAGUCUUGCUUGCUGAAUUUCCGCACCUGUCUGCUGGGAGGUAUCCAGCAAGGGGAAACCCUGCUUUUAAUUUCUGCUUCCUGCUGACCGAGUUGCUUACUGGGGACAGAACUCUGAGGAGAGGUGAGAUGGGGCCACACUUAUGGCGUCAGUGGUAGGAAAUAGCAGCCUCAGUGCUUUAAAUCCCAGCUGUAUGGGGUCCCUUCAGUUGUCAUUUUAAGGGUAUAUAUGUGUGUGUACUCUUAAACCUGUAUAAUACAGUUUUAAGUGAUCUUUUUUUGUGUGUGUGUGUGCAAGCACCGUUCUUUUCAGUCUUCUGCUUGGACGUGGAACUCUGUCUCUAGCUUGGCCUUCAGCUCGAUUGAUCCCAAAUCGCUACGGGACUUUCAGAGCCUACUGCCUAAGCCAUAGCAAGGAGCGCGCAUCGCCUUUACGGCGGCUCUUCCAGCUCUGUCGGUCCGGAGUCCGAGCGCUGGAGGCGCGGUGCCGCCGGGGCUGCGGGUCGGGCACGGGCACGCGUGGGGGAGGACGAGGAGGAGGAGGAAGGAGGGAGGCGGGGGAGGAAGGCCGGGUGAGGCGGGGCCGUGACGCGGGCCGGAGGGCGAGGAGCUCGCCGGAGCCGCCCCUGGCGUCAGCGCUGGCGGCAAGGGCUGGAGCCGGGGCUGCUCCCGCCUCCUCCUCCUCCUCCUCCUCCCUCCUCCUCCUCCAUUGUAUAAUGCUGCGUGAUCGAGCGGAGGCUUAAAUCCUCCUCCUCCUCUUCCUCCUCCUCCGCACCCCGGCGCAGCGCGGGAGCGCCAUAUGGAGCUGCUGUGAGGGGCGAGAGCCGGCGCCCCGCGUGCUCGAGUUGCCGGCUGGAGCCGCAUGUGAUAUAUGUUGGGGAAAGGAGGAAAGCGGAAGUUUGACGAGCAUGAAGAUGGGUUGGAAGGCAAAGUGGUGUCUCCUACCGACGGUCCCUCUAAGGUGUCGUACACCUUACAGCGUCAGACUAUCUUCAACAUUUCCCUUAUGAAACUUUAUAACCACAGGCCAUUAACCGAGCCAAGCUUGCAAAAGACAGUUUUAAUUAACAACAUGCUGAGGCGAAUCCAGGAAGAACUCAAACAAGAAGGCAGCUUGAGGCCCGUGUUUGUGACCGCGUCGCAGCCCGCCGACCCUCUCAGCGACAACUUCCGCGAGGCCCAGCCGGCCUUCAGCCACCUCGCCUCCCCGUCCCUGCUCCCCACUGACUUGGUAAGCACUACGCCCCUGGAGUCCUGCCUCACCCCGGCCUCCUUGCUCGAGGACGACACUUUUUGCACUUCCCCGACCGUCCAGCACGACGGUCCAACGAAACUACCACCUCCUGCUCUCCAGCCAGUCAAGGACAGCUUCUCCUCAGCCUUGGAUGAAAUCGAGGAGCUCUGUCCCGCACCUACCUCCGCAGAGGCAGUAGCAGUAGCAGCCGAAUCAGCCGCCGGUGACUCUAAAGCCCACCCCUGCGAGUCCAGCGUUCCCAAGCCCGAGGGCGUCGCGGAGAGCAGAACGGCCGAAUCCAAACUCAUGGAGCCGCUCCCUGGCAACUUCGAGAUCACGACUUCCACAGGUUUCCUCACAGACUUGACCCUGGAUGACAUUCUGUUCGCUGACAUUGACACGUCCAUGUAUGAUUUUGACCCCUGCACGUCGGCCGCGGGGGCUGCCUCCAAAAUGGCGCCCGUCUCGGCGGACGAGCUCCUAAAGACGCUGGCGCCGUACAGCAGUCAGCCAGUAACUCCAAAUCAGCCUUUCAAAAUGGACCUCACAGAACUGGAUCACAUCAUGGAGGUGCUUGUUGGGUCUUAAAGUAUAGAAAUAGAGAACUUUCUCUCUCUCUCUCUCUCUCUCUCUCUCUUUAUUUUUAUUUUUUUUGUUUUAAGUACCAGUAUAUACACUCGGUAGUAUUUCCAUCAUCCCUCCCACCCGAUUCACAGCACUGUGCAUGCGUCCUUGCUUGCCUUUUUGGAAAAGAAAAGGAUCACACUAGUUUUUGCUUCAAGCAGAGUUGGAGUGCCUUCAUCCAUGUACGACCACUUCUAAUGUAUUUUUUUCCAAGUGGUUCCUCAAGGAAGACCGAAUAUCCCGGUAUAGGAAAGAAUACGUAUUGUAGACAAUGUUAUGUUAUUACAGAAAAAAAAAAAGAAAAAAAAAGAAAUUGUACAAGCUAAGCACAAGGAUUAUGUUGGGGAAAGCUGUAAAUUGCAUGUGCAUAUUUGUCUAUUUUUUCUAUAAGUUUUAUUGCGAGAGGUUAAAAAAAAAAAAAAAAGAAUUAUUAUUUAGAUAAUCUCAAUACCAUUUUAGCCCUGUAGAGGUUGACUCAGCAAUUCAGCCUUUUGGAGGCAUUAACCCGCUCCUCUUUAAGUGUUGCAUUUACAUGGCUGUUCAGAAACUGCUGCCCAAAUUUAUUUUAUAUUUUUGUACAGAUUCUGCAGUUUAUGAUAUUGUUUUUUCUAAAAACAAAUGCUGUUUAUACACACAGAAAAAAAAAAAUAGCUAUUUUGAUAGGAUUUGCUCACAUAGUUCCUGCAUAAUUCAGAUGUACAAGAACCACUUGUACUUUUAUACAGAGUUGUAACGUUUUAUAUGUGUAUGGUGCAAAGAGAAAAUUAGAUCAAAUAAGCCUGCGGUCGGUUUCCCUGAAUGCAAACAAAACAAACCAAGUGCUUUAAGAAAGGGCUGGCAGCUGCUUCUGCAGGAGCCUCGCCAGCGUCCGCUCCCUGCUGUACCCACUGCGCACUACUGUGAUCCCCAAACUCAGAGCCAUGUCCUUGUCCAACACGUCCACGGAGCGGUCGGCAGGAAACAGCUGUGGAACUGCACCCGGCGCUGCUCUCCUUCCCCCCCUUGGCUCCUUGGUUCCGUGCCAGCAGCACCCGCGGGCCCUUUCUUGGAGCAUCUCUCCUUUCCUCGCCCCACCUCACUGUGCUAAGUGCUGAAAAAGGCAACUUCAGUAUUACUGCAGUGAAGCUCAUCUCUUACCUGCACUGGAUGGACUCGCUUUCGUAUCCAUUGCUGUUGAAACUGGAGCCAGUCGUGUUACAUCGCUCGGCAUCUCGUAUAGGGUUGGUUUCUCGUAUCGACUGCGUUACCUGCUUUACACUUUAUAGACCUGUUUUACAACAAAUAUACAGACACAGCUUUCUAUGCAUGAUCCCACCCCCCCGUGACACCUGACAAGUCUUCUCAUUACCGCACCGAUAGCAUUUUUUGAGUUCGUCGUGGUGUACAUUUAAUUUAAAGACAAAACGCUCGCAGUGCAUCAUGCCUGUCGCUGAAGUCGCUGUGGCAUUUUAGUUUUCUGAUGGUACUUUAGCUGUUGAGCGCCGGUUACAACCUAUAUUGUUGACAUGCCUAUGGCUUCUUUAGGAAUAACUUUUAUAUUUAUUUAAGAAAUUUUAAAUUAUGUUUGACGUCAUUUGGCAAUAUUCAGUCAGCUCUGCUCCCUUCUUGUCAUGGAUGAAAUUGGGUCUCGCUCGCCUCAGAAGGAGGCAGCUUUCUAUAAAUUGGCACUUUAAACCAGGCCAUAUGUAUUUAUUAGCGUAGAGAUAGAUAGCUAGACAUAGAUCUGCACACAGACAGAGCAUAGAAGCAAACACAUUUUGCAAUGAAGGAACUCCUGAUGGAAACAAAAGGCACCACGUCCAAUCACCAACCGCUUCUGCAUUCCUCCGCCCUGCAGAGUGGGGCUGGAGGCAGCCGGCCCAAGGAGGGUUUGCUUUCCUUUAUUUCCAAACCAAACUCGGUGAUGCUGAUGGAUCCGACGGACUCAGCACGUAGGUGAUUGCUUCCAGCACAGGUGCUGACCAAGCACGGCACAGGGACCACGGCAGCAGGAGGGCCCUUGCUCAGCCACAGCCCCCCACAGCAGCUCAGCCCCCUCAGAGCAGCGCUGGGGACGCAGCGGUGCCCAUUGCACAGACCUGGAGGCACGCAGCACCAGCAGCCAUCUCACACCGUAACUCGCCCUGUGCUCGCAUCACCGUGGUGAAAAACCAAUUGGGAGCACACUGGAGCUGCCCUUGUUUUUUGGGGGUUAUUUACACAGUCAAACAAACACCAUAUGUUAGGCAGAAGUUCGCGUAGAUGCUAUUUGGGGAGCGCUGUGCCGUUGCUCAGGCGCAGCUUGCCGCAGUUUUGUGCUCACAGAAGAGGGGAUGAGCACCAAACACACCUCACCCUGCACAAGGCAGCACUGCAGCCCGGGUCCCAACAAACAGGAGCCCUAUGCCAGGCACGGAGAGUGACAUUAAUGUGCAAUGAAGUGACAAGAGGGGAGCAGAAUAAAAGAGCUUUGGAUUUGAAGUUUCUUUUUUUUUUUUUUUUCAUAAAUUAUUUAUUCUUUUUUUUUUUCCUUCCUUCUGUAAAUAUAUUUAUUUUAUUGUGAAGCUAACAACAUCUGGAUUGUAACAUGUACAGAAUGUAUGGUAGGAAUGUAUUCUCUUGUAGGAAUGUAAAUCUGUAUGAACAAGGGUAUGGGAGCCAGAUUCAGAGCAAACCAAUUGAGUUCCAGGCAGGACAGGGAUGGGUCACAGGACAUUUUUUUCCACCUUCACUCUUUCUAGUAUGGGUUCAGUUGCUGGAAAUCUGGAAAGAAAAAAAAAAAAAAAAAA